Messenger RNA from Syzygium oleosum, 1190 nucleotides. Its product is annotated as protein IQ-DOMAIN 18. Gene Ontology annotation, molecular function: protein binding. The transcript has 2 exons. The record is from RefSeq and is a predicted model, not a curated record. NCBI's taxonomy places the organism in Eukaryota, Viridiplantae, Streptophyta, Magnoliopsida, Myrtales, Myrtaceae. The coding region runs from base 459 to 893 and encodes 144 amino acids.
UUUUUUUUUGUCAAAAAAUUAGUUUUGAGUAAAUUUAUCACAGGUGUACCAGUUUGGAAUUUUUCGUGGUAUUAAUCCAAAAAAAACACCAAGAUCGUGAGGAAAGCAAUAAAGGAAACUUUGGAAUCUGGGACCCCGAAUAAAAAAUAAAGAUUUCGAACACCCUUUUCUUGAUGUGCAAUUGCUUCAAACUCACAUAACACAUGGCAUAGGAAAUCAUCCGGCCACGUUCUCGGGGUUGGGGAGAGAGUUGCUGUUUGGCAGCUACUGACUGAACCAACUCCUUUCAGACUUCCCACUAAAGCAAAACAUGGUGCGCACAUCUAUCAUGCCCCCUCUAACACCAACCUCCUCCUUUGUCACUGCUGUGUUUCUUCUCUCUUCCGGUAUUUGUACUUGAAGAACAUGAACAGAGGUCCGAGGUUGUAACACAGAGAGAGAGGGAGAGAUAGAGAGAGAUGGGAUUAUCGCGGAAGUGGCUCAAGCUAAUCCGCAAGAAGUUCCGCGGAUCGUCUCGUAGGAACAUCCUCAUCCGUAGCGAUAGCAACCACGGUCCUUUAGAAGAAGCAUUAAUAGCGGAUCGAGUCAGCGACGACUUGCUGGACCAACAAGCCGUCCUACUAGAUGAACACAUUUCAUCAAUGUUGAUGCCGUUGCUGCGACGUUUCACGGAAGAAGAGCUCGCGGCCAUCAAGAUCCAAUCUUAUUUCAGGGGCCAUCUUGCGAGACGGGCAUUGAGAGCGCUGAGGAGCCUCGUGAAGCUGCAAGCAUUGGCUCGGGGCACGUACGUGAGGAACCAGGCGCAAAUAGCGAUGCGGUGCAUGCACGCGCUCGUGCGGUUGCAGGUCCGGGUUCGUACGCGGCAGCUUCUCGGAGUCUAUACUGAUGAAUGAACAAUAUGCGAAAUCUACUCAGGACAUGGGACAAUUGCUGUAACAAAGGAUCAUGCUCCAAAAGAUGCUGUCUGACAUUGUGAAUAACGCAGAGGUUUCGACACUAGUGUUUAGCCGGCCGCCCUGAUCCUAACCGAAAUCCUGACGUCUAUUUACGCAUUCGUUUUGAAAGGCACGACGCCGAGCAACUUUUUUUUUUUUCUGAAAUAGUCAUUUGAUCAUGUUGAUGUUCAUGUUCAGUGAUUCUGAUUCCUGAUCAACAUUUUGUUCCCAAGAACGGAUAGCUUGUUCACAGAA